Molecule: messenger RNA, 1425 nt
Organism: Letharia columbiana
Lineage: Eukaryota; Fungi; Ascomycota; Lecanoromycetes; Lecanorales; Parmeliaceae
Exons: 4
Coding region: 1-1425 (474 amino acids)
Biological process (GO): tricarboxylic acid cycle; carbohydrate metabolic process; citrate metabolic process
Cellular component (GO): mitochondrial matrix
Molecular function (GO): 2-methylcitrate synthase activity
Source: RefSeq, a predicted model, not a curated record
AUGCUCUCGACGACAAGGGUAGCACCAAGGGCUGCCGUGCUAAUACAACCUAGACUCUUAUCUUCCAUCGCCCACUCGAUACGAACCUACUCCUCCGCCUCCGAACCAGACCUCAAAACCACCCUUAAAGAAGCCAUACCAGCAAAGCGCGAGCUUCUCAAAAAAGUCAAGAGCCAUGCCAGCAAGACAAUUGGUGAAGUCAAGGUGGAGAACACGCUUGGUGGCAUGAGAGGGCUUAAAGCAAUGGUAUGGGAAGGAUCCGUCCUCGACGCAAACGAAGGCAUCCGAUUCCACGGCAAAACGAUCGAAGAUUGCCAGAGUGUCCUGCCCAAAGGCACCUCCGGCACCGAAAUGCUACCCGAAGCCAUGUUCUGGCUGCUUCUGACCGGCCAAGUCCCCACUACAUCACAAAUCCGUGCCUUCUCUCGAGAACUCGCUGAGAAAUCCACCCUGCCGAACUUUGUCGAGAACAUGCUAGAUAGCUUUCCUACGGACCUGCACCCUAUGACUCAAUUUGCCUGCGCUGUUUCUACACUCAAUCACACCUCUGCUUUUGCGAAAGCGUAUGAGAAGGGUGUCAACAAGGCCGAUUACUGGGAACCUACAUUCGACGACAGUAUCUCACUGCUCGCCAAACUCCCCACGAUAGCCGCCAAAAUCUACCAAAACAGCUACAAGGGUGGUGGGUCUCUACCAGCACAGGUAGAUCCAGAGCAAGACUGGUCCUAUAAUUUCGCGGCCAUGCUCGGCAAGGGCGGCAAGGAGAACGAGAAUUUCCAAGACUUGCUACGACUCUACCUUGCUUUACACGGUGAUCACGAGGGUGGCAACGUCUCUGCGCACGCUACCCAUCUGGUUGGUAGCGCGUUGAGUGAUCCCUUCCUCAGCUACAGCGCCGGUCUACAAGGUCUUGCCGGACCACUGCACGGUCUCGCAGCACAAGAAGUCCUCCGCUGGAUCCUAAAAAUGCAGUCACACAUCGGGACCUCCUUCACCGACGCCGACGUGAAAGACUACCUUUGGUCAACCCUGAAAUCAGGCCAGGUAAUCCCCGGCUACGGGCACGCCGUGUUGCGAAAACCCGACCCCCGCUUCGAAGCCCUCAUGAAGUUCGCCUCCUCCCGCCCCGAGAUCGCCGAAGAUCCUGUCUUCCAGCUCGUGAAGCGGAAUAGCGAGAUAGCGCCGGGCGUGUUGAAGGAACACGGGAAGACGAAGAAUCCCUUUCCGAACGUGGACAGUAGUUCUGGCGUGCUAUUCCACCACUACGGCUUCCACGAAACGCUCUACUACACCGCCACCUUCGGUGUCUCGCGCGGUCUGGGACCGCUAGCGCAGCUAAUCUGGGACAGAGCAUUGGGGCUGCCGAUAGAGCGGCCAAAGAGUAUUAAUCUGGAGGGCUUGUUGAAGCUAGCGGAGGGAUCGUAG